GCUGAUUCUUCCAUAAACAUGACAAACCACACCAUGGUGACAGAAUUCACCUUGCUGGGCAUCCCUGAGACAGCAGGCCUGGAGAAGGUCCUGCUCUUCCUGUUCUCAGCACUGUAUGCCUGUGCCCUCCUGGGGAACUUGCUCAUCCUUACUGCAGUCAUCUCCUCCCAGCGACUCCACACACCCAUGUACUUUUUCUUGGGAAACCUCUCCAUCUUUGACUUGGGUUUCUGUUCCACAACAGCUCCAAAGAUGUUGUCAUAUCUUUCAGGACAGGGUAGAGGGAUUUCUUUCCAGGGCUGUGUUGUACAACACUUCUUCUAUCAUUGUCUGGGUUGCACAUUGUGCUUCCUAUACACAGUGAUGGCCUAUGACCGCUUUGUUGCCAUUUGCUUCCCUUUGAGAUACACGGUCAUCAUGAACCACAGAGUGUGCUGUGUCUUGGCCACAGGGACCUGGAUGAGCGGCUGUGUGCACUCCAUUAUCCUCACGUCCCUCACUUUCCAGUUGCCCUACUGUGGCCCCAGUGAGGUGGGCUAUUACUUCUGUGACAUGCCUGCAGUGUUACUACUGGCCUGUGAGGACCCCUCUCUAGCACAGAAGGUAGGCUUUACAAACGUUGGUCUUUUAUCUCUCAUUUGUUUUUUUCUCAUCGUUGUGUCCUACACUCGAAUUGGCAUCUCCAUCUUAAAAAUCCGCUCAACAGAAGGCAGGCGGAAAGCCUUCUCCACCUGCAGUGCCCACCUCACUGCCAUUAUCUGUGUUUAUGGACCAGUCAUCAUCAUCUACCUGCAGCCCAGUCCCAGCCCAUUGCUUAGUGCAAUUAUUCAGAUUUUGAACAAUCUUGUGACACCCACACUCAACCCAAUGAUCUACAGCCUGAGGAAUAAAGAAGUAAAAGUGGCCCUCAGGCAUGUAUUUUUUAAGAGAUGUCUCAGUCUUGAAAAUAAAUGAAAACAUCUAAAUUUUUGCUGAAUAAAGUUUUAUUCACCAUUUAAUAGGACAGGUUUGAAUCUCCAACUUAUUUUAUAAGACAAAUUGGUAUCCAUAACA
Messenger RNA from Peromyscus maniculatus bairdii (prairie deer mouse), 1053 nucleotides. Its product is annotated as putative olfactory receptor 10D4. Gene Ontology annotation, biological process: G protein-coupled receptor signaling pathway. The record is from RefSeq and is a predicted model, not a curated record. Gene Ontology annotation, cellular component: membrane. Gene Ontology annotation, molecular function: G protein-coupled receptor activity; olfactory receptor activity. Lineage: Eukaryota; Metazoa; Chordata; Mammalia; Rodentia; Cricetidae.